Molecule: messenger RNA, 2537 nt
Organism: Hemibagrus wyckioides
Lineage: Eukaryota; Metazoa; Chordata; Actinopteri; Siluriformes; Bagridae
Gene: cdk5r1a
Product: cyclin dependent kinase 5, regulatory subunit 1a (p35)
Exons: 2
Coding region: 1257-2138 (293 amino acids)
Biological process (GO): positive regulation of cyclin-dependent protein serine/threonine kinase activity; brain development; activation of protein kinase activity
Cellular component (GO): cytoplasm; protein kinase 5 complex
Molecular function (GO): cyclin-dependent protein serine/threonine kinase activator activity; protein kinase binding
Source: RefSeq, a predicted model, not a curated record
UGGCCUGUCAGCAGCUACAGCAAUAAUUAAAACUGCAGGUUUAUAUGAAUGCUUUUAUUCUAAUAUGUUAAUAUUUCUAUAGUAACAUACAACCAUCAUCCAGUUAAGAGUGCAGGUUCAUACUGUUAUUUAAUCAUCCAAUCAUGUGGCAGCAGUGCAAUGGAAAAAAUCAUGGAGAUACAGGUCAAGAGCUUCAGGCAACAUUCUCAUCAAUCAUCAGAAUGAAGAAAAAGUGUGAUCUCUGUGACAGUGUGACAUUUCGGCAUGGUUGCUGCUACCAGAAGGGCUGGUUUUUGGAUAGUUCAGAAACUGUUGUUGAAAAUCUCCUGGGAUUUACACACUCAAUAGUCUCUAUUAGAAAUGUCUGCGGAAAAUGGUUUGAGCUGCUAGGAAGGAUAUACUGUAGUAACUUAUAUAAUCACGCUUUACAAACGUGAAUGCUCAGAAAAGCAUUUCACCACAGACGGAACAUUAUAACAGUGUCGGUCAUAAGAAAAUAAUCAACAUUGUGUGAUGCAGCAUUACAUUUGAAUGUUAACUUAAGAUUAAAGCAAACUGCUACAGUAGGCUGAUGUUGGUCAUAAACACCUGGCUCUAUUUCCCUUCAGCUAGUCCUCUCCUCUUUUCACUAUCCCUCCAUCACCUCCUUUUCUUUCUCUCCUCCCUCCCCUGCAUCUGCUCCCUGCCUCCCUGUGUAUAUGUGUUAGUCACAUACCUUACUUCUCUCCAGUACUCUAUUUAUUAGCGCGUGCAUUCUAUAUAUAUUGUGUGUGUGUGUGUGUGUGCAUUAAGCCAUUCGUCACCAUCAUAAAGAUCAUCAUCACCAUCAUAGUAAUCAUUGCCGUCGUCUUUGGCUUAAAACGAAGCGCAGGAUUUCUUUACGCUUCCACAAACACCGGACACCGACAUCUGAAUGGAACGUGCAUUCUGCGCGUGCUGAUGUGAAAACGCAUAUAUUAGGUCGUAGAAAUAGACGCACGUGCAACCAGAGCUUUAAUGUAGAAUGCAAUCGGUGGACACACACACACACGCACGCGCACACGUUUAUGGCUUUGCUGGUUUCAGAUCGUUGAUUCGAGGCUGCAGUUACAGGAGGCUUUAACACACUGGGAACAUGCACGAGCACUAAACUGAAGAUUAUCGACAGCACGCGGAAAUCCCCCCUGGAUGGUGCAGACUGAGUUCAGCAGUCACAUUGUGACUCGGCCUGAGGGACAAGCUUAAUCCCCUGCACCACUGUAUGAGCGCUGAGUAUCAUGGGAACUACGCUGUCAGUGUCACCGGGCUACCGUAAGGCAGCGCUAUGCGACGAGGCAGCACAGAACAGCAGGAAUACCAAGCGCUCCUCGGUUAUUGGCGUGUUACCAUGGAAACGCAUCGUCGCCGUUUCGGCAAGACGGAAGGGGUCAAAGAAGCUCCCUGCAGGAGGAGGAGGGAGUCAGGAAGAGAGUGCUGUUAGGGUUAGUGUCAGCCUCGAUGGCAACCUAAACCUCAAGAAGUCUCAAUCUUAUGCCAAUCUAUCAGUGUUCACACAAGAAGGAGGGCUAAAUGUUCCAAAUUCCAAAACCACCAGUGACAUUGCUGCCCUCGAGGAACAGGAUCAGGAUCAGGAUGGGUCGGAAGGUUCCAGAUCAUCGAAGCGGAUCUUGGUACAGGCAUCAACUAGCGAGCUGCUGCGCAGUCUGGGUGAGUUCCUGUGCCGUCGGUGUUACCGACUGAAGCGUCUAUCACCAGGCGACCCGGCCCUGUGGCUGCGUGGCGUUGACCGUGCCCUCUUGCUGCAAGGCUGGCAGGAACAGGCCUUCAUCUCGCCUCCGAGCGUGGUCUUCCUCUACAUGCUAUGUCGUGCUGUGAUCUCAGCCGAGGUGGGGAGCGAACGUGAGCUGCGCCUAGAACUGCUCACCUGUUUAUACUUGAGCUACUCUUACAUGGGCAGCGAGAUCUCCUACCCGCUCAAGCCCUUCCUGUUGCAGCAGGACAAAGAAGCAUUCUGGGAUAGGUGUCUGCAGAUCAUCCACUGCACCAGCUCUAACAUGCUAAAGCUAAAUGCCGACCCACGCUACUUCACGCAGGUCUUCGCUGACCUGAAGAGCGAGAGUCAGAGAGGGGAAGGGGAGAGAGUACCUCUUGAUCGAUAAACACCAUGCUGCAUAUGUAUGCGUGUGUGUGUGUGUGUGUGUGUGUAGACAACAAAACAUCUCCGAAGCUGCCAGCACUGAUUAAUACCAGAUGCAUUUAUAGAGUAGUUUCACAAAACACCUUCUUUCCUCAAACUUCUCGACACACAGAAAUACUUAGUGAAGUAUUAUUAUGGCUGUGUUUCAACUGUGUUUUAUUUCACAAACGUCACGUUUAUAGCACUUUUAAAGUCCUUUUGUUAAUAAUUUAUUUUUAGUAUUGGUUAUUAACCUGUUAUGAUCGUGAUCAGACGAGAAGAAACUGCUACAGUAUUUUAUUGCGUAAAUGAUAGUUUUCUAUUUUUAUACCAUUCAGGUGAUGAGUGUUUAGUUCAUUUGGAUGAUUUAAUUAAAGCCUCA